GGCGGAACUUCCGGGAACACCGGUUGAAGAGUGGACAAGGAGUGAGACUUCAGCUGGCUAAAAUUGGGAGAAAGUCCGAGGAACGUCGAGUUGCGACUUGUCAAAGAAUUGUGAUGAUUUCCACAAAUGGAAGAUAUCAACCUCCAUUAUCGCUUUUUGAACUUGAGAAGGCGAAUACGAGAAAUUCGUGAAGUACGACCACUACGCUACCGGGACCGCAUGAAAAGAAUGCUAAGGGAUGGUGAUGUGCUCAGGUACCAUGGUAACUCCGAUGAAGUGGGCUGUUUUGUGGCUGCUAGGCCAUUGACAAAGAGAAAUCGCUAUUUUGAGGUCACAAUUGUCGAUACAGGAGUGAGAGGGAUGAUUGCUGUCGGUUUAGUGCCUCAACUUUACAAGCUGGACCAUCAACCGGGCUGGCUCCCAAAUUCUGUGGCUUUUCAUGCAGAUGAUGGCAAGCUCUACAAUGGCAACACUGUAGGACAACAAUUUGGCCCAAAAUGCUGCAGAGGGGACCGAAUCGGCUGUGGAAUAUCCCUGGAGUCUGAUGAUGGACAGUUGAUUGUGUUUUUCACCAAGAAUGGAAAAGAAGUUGGCAGCUUGGAAAUGCCAGCAGAUGAAGCUCUCUACCCUGCUGUCGGAAUGCAUUCGCUGGGGGAGGAAGUGUUGCUGGACCUGAAUGCUGAAUGGAGGAUGGAGGAGGAUGAGGGACUGAUGAUAGUAGAUAGCCAUGAAGAUGACUGGGGCCGCCUCCAUGACGUGCGAGUGUCUGGCACUCUGCUGGAGUACAUGGGCAAAGGAAAGAGCAUUGUUGACGUGGGCUUGGCUCAGGCCCUUCGGCCACUCAACACUCGCUUCCACUACUACGAGCUGGAGAUCACAGAUGCUGGGGAGAAGUGUUACAUCGCCCUAGGUUUGGCGCGCAAGGAUUACCCGAAGAACAGACAUCCAGGUUGGAGCAGAGGGUCCAUCGCUUACCAUGCAGAUGACGGAAAGUUGUUCCAGGGCAGCGGCGUCGGCGACGCCUUCGGACCACGUUGCUUCGAAGGCGACCUGAUGGGUUGCGGCAUCAUGUUUCCACGUGACUUCUGCCAUGAGGGCGUAGAUGUGGCGGACGACUGGGACCCGGAAGCUUGUUCGCAGCCCGCUGAUGUUCAGAACGACUUAUACAAGGACUUAUACAACAACGAGGAUGACGAUGAUGAAGGGGAAGACUUGGAGGGAGCCAAGGUCACGGUGUUCUUCACCCGGAACAGAAAGGUGGUGGGGCGCAGGGAAGUGGCGUUACCGACGGGCGGCUUCUACCCCACUAUCGGCAUGAUGAGCGCAGGGGAGAAGGUGAAAGUGGACCUGCACCCUCUCAGUGGGUGAACAUUGUCACGGGGACUUUGAUCAAUGGGCCGCUAUGCAACUGUAGCCUUCUCAUGCUGUAAGAAUCCCAGAACUUUGAUUCCUAAUCAUCCAAAUGUUUAUUUUGGGUAAGUUCUAAUUGGAUCACACAGUGUGCUGUUCAUGUUUUACAUUAAAAAGAAAAAGCCGAGCAAGCUAAAUAUUCACAGAAAUCAAAUAUUCUCCCAUUAUUUUCGGGCUGCUGCCUCAGCAUGCACGCUGACAUUCCCACAAAUUGGGGGUUUUGCGACACCAUGUGGUGAAAGUCUUUUAAUGCAGUCAUGGAUUUGUGUUUAUAUUUAGCCAAGGCACAUUUUUUGACAUGAAACUGAUUAGUUUUUUCUUUUCUUGUUCACAAAUUACAAAACAUCUUUUAAGCUUUUGAUCAACUCUCAAAGUUGUUUUGAUACUAAAAGGGAAAAUGUGAUUUUUGAUAAGAUAAUGAAUGACCAAAAACAGAAGUAUAAUUAGUUAAAAUGCAUUCUUGACAAUGAAGCCAUAAGUUUUUGUUGCUCUCAGGUAUAUUUAAAUAUAAAAAAGGUUGGGUUUUUUUAUUUAUUCAAGCUAUACAUGUCCUUUUGAAUUGCAGAUUCUUUUAUUUGCAUUUUGUUUGUUGUUGUUUGGGAUUAUUGUUUGCAACACUAAGACUUUCUGAUCUUACCUGCACAAUUCUGUCUUCCUGGUAUUCUCCUCAUCUUCAGAUGUGCACAGAAAGGUCGUGUGUUCAAUCUCCUCCCACAAGCCAAAAACGAUCAUUAGAAUUAGCAGGAUAUGAAACGGUUGUUGGAUAUUGUCAGAGGAUAGCAAGCUUUAUUUUUUCAUUUGUAUCAAUCUGCUUUGUGGCAGCCAAUCAUAGACUAUUGUCACCAAAAAGUGCCUGUUUUCUCACAUCAGCAUGUACACUCACCGGCCACUUUAUUAAGGUACACCAUGCUAGUAACGGGUUGGACCCCCUUUUGCCUUCAGAACUGCCUCAAUUCUUCGUGGCAUAGAUUCAACAAGAUGCUGGAAGCAUUCCUCAGAGAGUUUGGUCCAUAUUGACAUGAUGGCAUCACACAGUUGGUGCAGAUUUGUCGGCUGCGAAUCUCCCGUUCCACCACAUCCCAAAGAUGCUCUAUUGGAUUGAGAUCUGGUGACUGUGAAGGCCAUUUGAGUACAGUGAACUCAUUGUCAUGUUCAAGAUACCAGUCUGAGAUGAUUCCAGCUUUAUGACAUGGCGCAUUAUCCUGCUGAAAGUAGCCAUCAGACGUUGGGUACAUUGUGGUCAUAAAGGGAUGGACAUGGUCAGCAACAAUACUCAGGUAGGCUGUGGCGUUCCAACGAUGCUCAAUUGGUACCAAGGGGCCCAAAGAGUGCCAAGAAAAUAUUCGCCACACCAUUACACCACCACCACCAGCCUGAAACGUUGAUACAAGGCAGUAUGGAUCCACGCUUUCAUGUUAUUGACGCCAAAUUCUGACCCUACCAUCCGAAUGUCGCAGCAGAAAUCGAGACUCAUCAGACCAGGCAACGUUUUUCCAAUCUUCUAUUGUCCAAUUUCGAUGGACCAAACUCUCUGAGGAGUGCUUCCAGCACCUUGUUGAAUCUAUGCCACGAAGAUUUGAGGCAG
Molecule: messenger RNA, 2995 nt
Organism: Corythoichthys intestinalis (scribbled pipefish)
Lineage: Eukaryota; Metazoa; Chordata; Actinopteri; Syngnathiformes; Syngnathidae
Gene: spryd3
Product: SPRY domain containing 3
Exons: 11
Coding region: 127-1368 (413 amino acids)
Molecular function (GO): protein binding
Source: RefSeq, a predicted model, not a curated record